CGGAGCGAAGUCCUGGCUGGGCUGGAAGAAUUAGCGAGCUAAGUUUGUGGGAGGGGUGACUGCCACUGAGUUUGGAAUUUCACUAGAAGUAGUUGGACACAAGUUAGUUGGAAGUUGCUGGCCAAAGUCCAAGUCCGGUGACGGUGAAAGAUGGUGGACCGCUUGGCUAACAGCGAGGCCAACUCCAAGCGCAUAGCGGUGGUGGAGGGCUGCUUCGGCACGGCGGGCCAGCCGCUGGCCAUCCCCGGCCGCGUGCUCAUCGGCGAGGGCAUCCUCACCAAGCUGUGCCGCAAGAAGCCCAAGGCGCGGCAGUUCUUCCUCUUCAACGACAUCCUGGUGUACGGCAACAUCGUCAUCCAGAAGAAGAAGUACAACAAGCAGCACAUCAUCCCGCUGGAGAGCGUCACCAUCGACACGGUGGAGGACGAGGGCGACCUGCGCAACGGCUGGCUCAUCAAGACGCCCACCAAGUCCUUCGCCGUCUACGCCGCCACGGCCACCGAGAAGUCCGAGUGGAUGAGCCACAUCAACAAGUGCGUGUCGGACCUGCUGGAGAAGAGCGGCAAGUCGCCCAGCAGCGAGCACGCCGCCGUCUGGGUGCCCGACUCGGAGGCCACCGUCUGCAUGCGCUGCCAGAAGAUCAAGUUCACGCCCGUCAGCCGCCGGCACCACUGCCGCAAGUGCGGCUUCGUGGUGUGCGGGCCCUGCUCGGAGAAGAAGUUCCUGCUGCCCAGCCAGUCGUCCAAGCCGGUGCGCGUCUGCGAGUUCUGCUACGAGCAGCUCUCCGCCGGGACGCUGGGCGGGGGCCUGGCGGUGCGCUCGGACUCCUACAGCCGCUCCCCGUCCAAGUUCCCCAGCAACAACGUGUCGGACGACGAGGACGAGGACGACAGCAGUGACUGAGGGGUGUCCCAUCCUCCGUUCCCCCUCCCCCCCCCCCGUUAGGAAUAUUAAUAUAGGAGUGUUUCCUCGUGGGUUUUUUUUGUUUUUG
This is a messenger RNA of Megalops cyprinoides (Indo-Pacific tarpon), 991 nucleotides long. RefSeq names its product pleckstrin homology domain containing, family F (with FYVE domain) member 2 (gene plekhf2). The record is from RefSeq and is a predicted model, not a curated record. The transcript has 2 exons. Gene Ontology annotation, molecular function: phosphatidylinositol binding; metal ion binding. NCBI's taxonomy places the organism in Eukaryota, Metazoa, Chordata, Actinopteri, Elopiformes, Megalopidae. Bases 151 to 903 code for a protein of 250 amino acids.